AUGUCGGAAGAAGUGAAACGAGUGGCAGUGAUUGGUGCUGGCAUAUCUGGGCUAUCUACUCUCACGAAUCUUCUCUCAUUGGACCGGAAGUACAUCCCAACAUGUUUUGAGAGAGGAAGUGACGUAGGUGGUGUAUGGCAGUACAACGAAAAUACACACACGGACGAGUACGGAAUGCCCGUGUUUUCCAGCAUAUACCGUGAUCUAAUAAGUAACUUACCAAAGCCAAUGAUGGAAUUUCCGGACUUCCCAAAUACGGAUCCGGAUAACGACUCGUCAUUUAUGCACAGGGAGGACGUUAUGAACUAUAUUAAGCGUUACGCGGACCAUCACGAUCUCGGGAAAUUUAUCAGGACGCACACUUAUGUGACCAACGUGUGUCCUAACAGUGAAGAGAGGUUUCCCGAAUGGACUGUAUCAUAUUACGACGUUCGGAAUAAAGAACCACAACAAGAUGUGUUUGAUGCAGUAUUCGUAUGCACCGGACAUCAUCAUACACCAUAUAUACCGGAUAUUGAAGGAGUGGAGGAGUUUCAAGGGGAGAUCAUCCACAGUAAGAAUUAUAGAAUUCCUGAGAGGUUUACGAACAAGAGGGCCGUUAUACUCGGAGCAUCUUUCUCUGGAACUGAUUUGGCUACCGGGAUAUCUCCAUACGCAAAACAGAUUUUCCUGAGCCAUAUAAAAGAGCGGUUGAAGUCAGUCUUUCCUGAAAACAUCAUUGAGAAACCUGGAAUAAAGCGGAUGACUCGUACAUCUGUGGUAUUCCUAGAUGACACGGGAGAGGAAGUUGAUGUUUUAUUGUUUUGUACCGGAUAUAGUUACAACUUUCCAUUUUUAAGUGAUGACGUCAUCAACGUUAAUGGAAACAAAGUCAUGCCUCUAUAUAAACACGUGGUACAUGUAAACCAUCCCAAUUUAUUGUUUGUUGGAAUUCUUAAAAAUGUUUCAUACUUCAUUGUGAUAAAUGUUUCAUCGAAAUUUGCUGUUGCUGUGUUAAAUGGCGACAUCAGUCUUCCGUCUGAAACGGAUAUGCAAAAAAUUGUAGAUGAAUAUUUUGAAAAAGGAAAGGAAAGAGGUGAAAAACCACAUACUUUCCAAACCAAUGACCAAAUGUGGGAAUUUGAACAAGAUCUUUCGAAAAUGGCAGGGAUUCAGCCCUGUCCCAAAGCAUUUGAAUUGAUUCGCGCAUAUCUGAUACAAGAAUGCACAUACAACCUUACAACUAUUCGAGAUAAAAAGUUUAAAAUUUCAGACGAUAAGGAAUCAUUCCAGGUUCUUAAUUAA
This is a messenger RNA of Ylistrum balloti, 1284 nucleotides long. Its product is annotated as dimethylaniline monooxygenase [N-oxide-forming] 2-like. The transcript is spliced from 5 exons. Gene Ontology annotation, molecular function: N,N-dimethylaniline monooxygenase activity; NADP binding; flavin adenine dinucleotide binding. Bases 1 to 1284 code for a protein of 427 amino acids. Lineage: Eukaryota; Metazoa; Mollusca; Bivalvia; Pectinida; Pectinidae. The record is from RefSeq and is a predicted model, not a curated record.